GCUCCUGGCUCCCUGCUCGCGGGGCGCCCGCCACAUUUCCGUUCGCAUCCGUUUCCCCGCUCCGGAGCCCAGGCGGCGGCGAGUACUCGGGGUGGGUUUAACGAAGCCUGCGCGGACGGUGGGAGACCGCGCCCCCACGACAGAGGCGCCCGCGACGGCGGGUCCCGGCGCCGCGCCACCCCGGUCCCCGGGGAGAACGGCGGGUCCCGCCCUCUCACGCGUUCCGGGUGGCUUUGAGGGUCAGGCUCAGCCCUAAAUUGAGAUUAGGCCGCGACCACAUGCCGGGCCCUGACGACUGCCUCCUACCUCUAGGGACUCGAACCUAACCCACGAGGCCCGAGGGGCGAUCUGCCUUCCGGGGACGGUAGAGGGUGUGGACAAGAGCCUAGCGUUCCUGGAAACAGAUAUAUUUUUGCCAUCAUGGAUCAGUUUGGAGAUAUAUUAGAAGGUGAAGUGGACCAUUCUUUCUUUGACAGUGACUUUGAAGAAGGAAAGAAAUGUGAAACUAACUCAGUUUUUGACAAGCAAAAUGAUGACCCGAAGGAAAGAAUAGAUAAAGAUACAAAAAAUGUAAACUCGAACACUGGAAUGCAAACAACAGAAAAUUAUCUUACUGAGAAGGGAAAUGAAAGAAACGUGAAAUUUCCCCCAGAACACCCUGUAGAGAAUGACGUUACACAAACUGUAAGUUCUUUCUCAUUGCCAGCCUCUUCAAGAUCAAAAAAAUUGUGUGAUGUUACAACAGGACUUAAAAUACACGUGUCCAUUCCAAAUAGAAUUCCCAAAAUUGUAAAAGAAGGUGAAGAUGAUUACUACACAGAUGGAGAGGAAAGCAGUGAUGAUGGGAAGAAAUACCAUGCGAAGUCCAAGCCCGCUAAACCAUCUACUAACGUUAAAAAAAGCAUAAGGAAAAAGUAUUGCAAAGUUAGCUCCUCUUCCUCCUCCUCUUUAUCUUCCUCAUCUUCAGGUUCAGGUACAGAUUGUUUAGAUGGAGGGUCUGAUAGCCAUCUAUCUGAUUCGUCUCCAUCAUCCAAGAAACAUGUAUCUGGUAUAACCCUCCUGUCACCAAAACAGAAGUAUAAAUCAGGAAUAAAAUUGACAGAAACACAGCCUUCAAGUACUACACCAAAAUGUGGCCACUACCCUGAGGAGUCUGAAGAUACUGUGACCGACGUAAGUCCCUUAUCAACUCCAGACAUUAGCCCUCUUCAGUCUUUUGAACUGGGCAUAGCAAAUGAUCAAAAAGUGAAAGUUAAAAAGCAAGAAAAUGUGAGCCAAGAAAUAUAUGAAGAUGUUGAGGAUUUGAAAAAUAAUUCAAAAUAUUUGAAAGCAGCCAAAAAAGGGAAAGAAAAACAUGAGCCUGAUGUCUCCUCAAAGUUGUCUUCAGUGUUAGACUGCAGUUUAGACCACAGACAGAAACAGAAAGUCUUACAUGACACAAUGGAUCUGAAUCAUCUCUUGAAAGCUUUUCUGCAAUUAGAUAAAAAAGGACCACAAAAGCAUCACUUUGAUCAGCCUUCAGUAGCACCCGGGAAAAACUACUCUUUCACAAGAGAAGAGGUGAGACAGAUCGAUCGGGAAAAUCAGAGGCUUUUGAAAGAACUGUCAAGACAGGCGGAAAAGCCAGGAAGCAAAAGUACAAUUCCUAGAUCAGCUGAUCAUCCCCCAAAAUUAUAUCACAGUGCUCUCAACAGACAGAAGGAACAACAAAGGAUUGAGAGAGAAAACUUGGCUUUAUUGAAAAGGCUUGAGGCUGUGAAACCAACAGUUGGUAUGAAACGCUCAGAACAACUGAUGGACUAUCAUCGCAAUAUGGGCUAUCUCAACUCAUCACCAUUGUCAAGACGGGCCAGAUCCACUCUUGGCCAAUAUAGCCCAUUAAGAGGAGCUUCCAGGACAUCCAGUGCUACGAGUGGUCUCAGUUGUAGGAGUGAGCGAUCAGCUGUUGACCCCUCCAGUGGCCACCCUCGAAGAAGAUCUAAACCCCCUAAUGUCCGUACAGCUUGGUUAUAAAACACUUUUUUUUUACUUUAAACAUUGUUCACACAACUUUUCUUGAAGUGCUCGUGCAUAUUACUAUAAUUCUCUGUGUAAACAUCUAGAAUACCGUUUUAGCAAUUUAAGGUGUACAACAGUGAGUUGUAAUGUAUUGUUAUUCAGUGCAAAAUUAUUGUCAAAAAACGAUUUAAUGUAAAAAGUAUUUCCUGAGGAUGUAUUUAUAUGAGAUGUAUGUGUUCUUAAUAGAGAAAUAGUGGUAUGCAUGUGUAUCUUCUUAUUAUAGAAAUUGACUCAGUUGUCAUGCUGUCAAAAUAGUAGUGAUAGUAUCAUUGCAUGUUGUACCCAAGAUGGUCAGUAUAUAGUUUUCAAUUUGUGUUAUUUUCAUUUCUUUAUAAGCGUUAUACCAUGAGCUUAGCUCCUAAAUUUGGCUGGCUUUGUUUUUCAUUUGCUUUAGAACUUAUGUGGCAUGACAUAGCUUGAUUAUAUGAGAUUUAACACUUACUAUGAAUCAAAUCUUGAAAUUUGUUUUCAUUGGUAGAGCUGAUCUAGAUUUGAUGAGCAGAUUGAGAGACACUUGUAUUGGAGCAAUUCUUGUAAUUCACCAGAGGUAUCUAGUUAUUGUAUAAGUGCACUGAGUUAGAUCUUAAAAGUUUGAUCAAUCAUUCCAAACCAUUUCAAAUAUGAAUAUUAGAAAGUUCAACUUAGAAGCUUCCCGUUUGUGUUUUCAUACAUUCAGGUAAAGUCCUAUUUAUGACUCUUAGAAAUGAGGUAGGUUUUAGAGCUACAGUCUUCUAACUCGUGAAUAGUUUAAGGACCACAUGAGUUGCAAACCAAGUAUUUGUUGAAUCAGUAAAAUGGCACUAUCAGCAUGAAGAGCCGAGAAGCAGAUCCUGAGGUGUGUUGGACAGUGUUUUAGGUAAUUCAGUAUUUAUUAUGUUAUUAGAGAAGACUUAGCGUAAGAAAGAAAUGCUUUAGAAAUUCCAGCAAGUAUUUAUAAGGCCUGAAAACACUAAAAUUUGAACAAAAA
Pongo pygmaeus (Bornean orangutan) is the source of this 3025-nucleotide messenger RNA. RefSeq names its product cilia and flagella associated protein 97 (gene CFAP97). Bases 421 to 2013 code for a protein of 530 amino acids. The record is from RefSeq and is a predicted model, not a curated record. Gene Ontology annotation, biological process: spermatogenesis. NCBI's taxonomy places the organism in Eukaryota, Metazoa, Chordata, Mammalia, Primates, Hominidae. The transcript is spliced from 5 exons.